AUGGGCGACAUCAAUGUCGACGUCGGCUCCCAGUUGGUGCACAAGGUCCCCGACGCCGACGUCGACGUGCUGUCCUACACCUGGAUAGUCAUUGCGCUGCUAUCGACCUUGGCCUUCCUGGGCAGCAAGAAUGCUUCGUUCUCUCUCCGGUCGUUGCUCGGGCUGCAACCGUCGGGCGCAGGAAACGGCAAGGGCAAAGGCAAAGGCAAAAGCAUAGACAGCAAUCCGCGAUGCAUCGUGCAACGGCUGGAAGAAACCAACAAGAACUGCGUCGUCUUCUUUGGCUCGCAGUCAGGCAACGCCCAGGACUUUGCCGAGAAGCUGGCGAAAGAAGGCCACGCGCGUUUCGGCCUGGAGACCCUGGUGGCCGACCUGGAUGACUACGACUACGAGACGCUGAGCCAGUUCCCAUCGGACAAGGUGGCCCUCUUCGUGCUGGCCUCGUACGGCGAAGGCGAGCCGACCGACAAUGCCCAGGCAUUCUGGGACUUCAUCAUCGAAGACGAGCCGGCCUUUGCAGAUGACACGCCCGAUGGUGCCGCGCCGCUGCAGACCUUGCGAUACGCCGCCUUUGGCCUGGGUAACAGCACCUACCAGCACUACAACGCCGUGGUGCGCAAGGUUGACGCCUCGCUGCAGCGGCUGGGGGCUCAACGCCUCGGUGCCGUCGGCGAGGGCGACGAAGCCACCCGCACCAUGGAGGAUUCCUUCCUCUCCUGGAAAGAGGCCAUGUGGGAGUCGGUGCGCGUCGCCAUGAACCUCGACGAGCACGAGGCGCGCUUUGAGCCCACCUUCGUCGUCACACCGCAACCGCAACAGCAGAUUUCUACCGAUGCUAUCUAUCUCGGCGAGCGUAGCCACGACGAGCUUCAAGGGACAAAACACACGCCCCACGGGCCUCACAACCCGGCCAUCGUGAAGCUGGUCAAGUCGGAAGAGCUAUUUUCCAACACUGAUCGCCACUGCCUACACAUCGAGCUGGACCUGCGCGACUCCGGCCUGUCGUACCAGACCGGCGACCAUGUGGCGGUAUGGCCCAUGAACGCCGACGUCGAGGUCGACCGUUUCCUGCGCGUGUUUGGCCUACUGGACGACCGGAACACCCCCAUCCAAAUUUCCGCCCUGGAUGCCACCGGCCACGCUCCCAUCCCCAGCCCGACGACGUACGACGCUGCCGUGCGCUACUACCUGGAAAUUGCCGGCCCCGUGUCUCGACAGUCGGUGGGCACCAUUGCCGGAUUUGCUACGGAUCCCGUGCAGAAGGCCGCCCUCGUCAAGCUGGGCCAGGACAAAGAUCACUUCCACGAGGUAGUCAGCGGGCCGAUGCUGAACCUGGCUCAACUCAUCGAAGCCAUCACUCCCGGUACUCCGACAUGUCCCGUCCCGUUUGCCGUGCUCCUGGAAUGCGUCAAGGCCCUGCAGCCGCGGUACUACUCCAUCUCGUCCUCGUCGCUGGUGCAAAAGGACACGGUGUCCAUGACGGUGGUGGUUGAGUCCGUCCAGUUCCCCGACCGCUGUUUCAAGGGCAUCUCCACCAACUACCUGCUCGCUCUCAAGCAGCAACAGAACCAGGAAUCUCCGAUCGAGCAUGAUACCUCGACCUACGCCCUCGCCGGGCCUCGCAAUAAGUACGAACACGGCCUCCCCAUCCACAUCCGCCAUUCCACCUUCCGACUUCCCUCGGACACUAGUCGACCGAUUGUCAUGAUUGGUCCCGGCACUGGGGUCGCGCCAUUCCGCGCCUUUGUGCAAGAAAGAGCCGCGCAGGUGCAAGCCGGGACGGGGAUUGUGGUGGGCAAGUCAGUCCUGUUCUACGGUUGUCGCAAGGAAUCGGAAGACUUUGUCUACAAGCAAGAGUGGCAGACACUGCAGGAGACCCUCGGCGAUCGGUUCCAGCUCCACACUGCGUUUUCGCGUCAGACGGCCAAGAAGGUCUACGUCCAGGAUCUCCUGGUGGACCACGGCGCCGAGGUGCUGUCCUUGUUACUCGACAACGGGGGAUAUCUGUACAUCUGCGGCGACGCACGUAUGGCUCGUCAAGUCCAGACCACGCUAUCCGAGAUUAUCAGCCGUGAGUCGAAUGUUUCCCUGUCCGAUGCCGAAGCUACCAUUCGGGACAUGAAGAGUUCAGGGCGAUUCCAGGUAUGUGCAAGUCCAAGUUUAUUUCUUGUCCAUCAUAUCCAGUAA
Capronia epimyces CBS 606.96 is the source of this 2187-nucleotide messenger RNA. RefSeq names its product NADPH-ferrihemoprotein reductase. The transcript is spliced from 2 exons. NCBI's taxonomy places the organism in Eukaryota, Fungi, Ascomycota, Eurotiomycetes, Chaetothyriales, Herpotrichiellaceae. The record is from RefSeq and is a predicted model, not a curated record. Gene Ontology annotation, cellular component: cytosol. The coding region runs from base 1 to 2187 and encodes 728 amino acids. Gene Ontology annotation, molecular function: flavin adenine dinucleotide binding; FMN binding; NADPH-hemoprotein reductase activity.